AGGAUGACAAUUGCUAAAGGUGGAGAUAGGUGGAAAGAUUGGAAAAGUACCCUAACAGAAGGUAUUUUUACAUUCAAAGAUGUCGCUCCCCAUCUUCUCGAGAAGCCCCCCAAACUUUAUGAAAAAAUAAUUAAUUUGCAAGAAUGGAGAGAGUUUGUGGACUCGAGAUUAAGUCCAGAAUUUGGUGUGAAGAGGAAGAGGGCCUAAGAGAGUAGGGCUUGUAAUCUUUAUCCCCAUCGCACUGGACGAGGUGGUGUAAGGAUGAUUCAAGAACAGAUGGAGAAAGAGGUCGGCCACCAAAUUACUGAAUUUGAUAGAUCUGAAAUUUGGAAAAGAUCUCGCACUAAGUCUAAUGUCGAGGUGGAGGGCCCAACUGCAGAAGUCGUUAAACGGAUUGAUGAAUUACGCAAGCAAGUGGCAGAGGGUCUUGUACAAGUGGAAGGUAAAAGAGACGUGCUGACCAUGGCGCUCGGGACAGAUGAGCAUGGUGGUCGGGUUCGAGCCAUGGGUUUCGGCGUCACCCAAACCCAAUAUUUCAACACACCACGCCCUAAAGGGAAAAAUGUCGAUGGGUCGAACCAGGCAUCAUCUGAAUUGGAGAGACGCGUGCGUGAGACAGAGGAAUGCAACAGAAAGUUGGAGGAUAAAGUGGAUGAGCUCAUUCGUCUUAUUAGUUCCCAGCAUAGCAGCGUUGCAUCUGGUUCCGGUGUUGGAGGAGCAUCAACUGAACCACCGAACGUUGACAUUGCCUCCGAACCAGUAGCACGACCGUCGAGUGCUGCCAAUGUCUACUCUGCACCAGAUCCCAUAGCACAACCGUCAGGUGAUGCCAAUGUCUACUCUGCACCAGAUCCCAUAGCACAACCAUCGGGUACUGCUAAUGUCUACUCUCCAUCACCCCCGCAUUUUCGAGAGGAAAUUGCUCCAGCAGCAGCACCGCCACCUACUGGUGGUAGUUCGGAAGAGACCUUACCAUGUUGGAUGCACUGUCUGUUGGAGCCUAGUGGGAUGGUACUGAAGGUUGCUUCAGGCCACAUUGUGAAGGAGAAAUAUUUGAAAGAUGGAAAGUUUUCCAUCAACAUGGAAGAAUACCUAUACACAAAGAUUAUCUCGACGAUUCAUUGA
Molecule: messenger RNA, 1125 nt
Organism: Cannabis sativa
Lineage: Eukaryota; Viridiplantae; Streptophyta; Magnoliopsida; Rosales; Cannabaceae
Exons: 4
Coding region: 262-1125 (287 amino acids)
Source: RefSeq, a predicted model, not a curated record